CUUUUUUGGACAGUGCUCGCUUUUUUUAAAACACGAGAGCAUCUUGAAUAAACCUGUGCGCUCGAAGAUCAUAGGCAACAGGACCACUUAGCGCGGCACCGCCGCACUUUUCAACUGAUUGAAAAUGCGGUGACACGGAGUGCUUAGCCGCGCUUAUCGAGGCCGUAACAUCCACCUGCGGGACCAGCUGGAAGCAGCCCCCAAGCCGCCACAAUGGCGACCAGUGGGGAGGAAUAUGAGGAGGAGGAAUACGAGGAGGAAACAGAGGAGGAGGUCGAUGAAGCCGAAGAGCAUGAAAUGGAAAGUAAAAUACGAGCGCUUGAGGCGGAACUAGUUUCCCUGAAAGAUUCCACGCCAGCCGCGCCUGCUGCAGAGCCGGCAACUGCGACGAGUGCAGGUUAUUUCUGCUUAUGCAUUCAUAGUUUUUUGCGGUCGUUCAUCAUCGCCGUUCAUCUCGUCGUAAUGGCGAGCGUUCGCUGGUCGUGCCGCUGAAGUUUUAGAUCAAGCCUUCGACAAAUGAAAAUAUUAAAGCAAAAACACCUACACAGCCGCCGCUCCGGCCCAAGGCGAGGACAGUCUGAUUCCCGACCUCCUGAAAAACCCCGCCCUGGAUACGGGAUCGCAGUUCAGCAAGGUGACGUUCAACAGCAAUCUGAACAACCUGGAGGACGUAAAUGAGUUGAAGCGGAACAUCAUGUCCCUUCAGAAUCAACUAGACGCGCUGACGACAGCCCACCGCAACGACCUGGGUACGUUUCGGAUGAAGGAGGAAGAAAUGUCCAACAAGAUACAAACGCUGGAGGACACGAAACGAAACGACAGGGAUCACAUCAGCGAAAUCGAGUCGCGAUGCGAAGAGUUGCUGGUACUAGGUGGUUGCUGUUUAGUUUUUGCGUCGUCGCAAAUUGUUGCUGGCGUUGAGUCCAUUUCGGAAAAUAAAGCCGACAAAACCAGAAAUGGCGAGCUCGCAGCUGUUCUGGAAGAACCAAAGAAAGGAUUGAGAAAAUGAAUCCAAUUUUUCAUCAUCCCAACCACGACAGACAAAGAAUGCGAUUCUGGAGAAUACGAAGAACAAACUGGAGAGCGAAAACCGCGACUUGCAGCGGCUGGUUAGUGGCAAGGAGCAGAAUAUUCUCGGCUUGGAGGAGACCAAACGGCAGCUGGAGCAGCGGGUUUUCCGGUACGAGCAGGAUAACCACAGCCUGGAGACGGAGUUGCAGAACACGCAGUGGAAGCUAAAAACCGGCGAGGCGAAGAUGGAACAGGAGUCAAAGGAAAAAACCGAGCUCGACCGACAGGUGCAGAAGCUGACGGGCGAAAAUCAGGAUCUCGGCCUGCGAAUACUCUCUGUCUCGGGCACGACAAGAGUGCAACAAGCGGAAAUCGAGAAUCUACACCGCGACAUUCGGCUUGCAAACGCGGAAAGAGAGGAAAGCAUAAAAGUAUAGAAGUACAGCACUCGUGGGUCGAGCGCCAAGGCCUAAAGCAAAUUAUGAUUGCAUCUGUAGUUGUCAACUCGGGGCAUCCGCAUCCUUUCGCAUUUUGAUUUCUCUAAAUUGAAAUUUCAUAUUUCUUAUGGCUGCAAAGACUGGGUAAUUGUCUUUUUGACGUUCUGGAAGGUCGCCGUGUCCAAGAACCAGAUGGAGCAGGAGCUUCUGAAAAUCAGGGAGGAAGCUUUGGAAGCCAACCGGCAGAUUAACCUGCAAACGAAUUCGCUGAAUCAAUACAAGGAAGAAUGUAAUCGGCUGAACGCGGAGUUUGCGAAGGCGCAGCGCCAGGCAGAGCAGUGGCGAAAGGAGUUGAUGACCCAGGAAGAUGCGGUCUCCUCCCUCAGAGAAGAAAACGUGCAACUCAAAGCGGUACAAAUUAUAUGCGAUCUUCUACUGAUCGGUAGGCUUCAAGAAUCAAUGGGCGGAAAAAGAGCUGUGACCUUAUUUCUGUGUUUGUUUGGAGUACAGCAUUCAUUUUUUACAACUAAGUACCCUGUUGAAGAUUCGACACCACAGCCAUGACAAAUGUGAAUUUUGAUUUUUGCUGUGUGACAAAAAAAAUGCAGGUUUCAAAUACUUACGAGAAGGACAUCGACAGGCUGAAUGCUCUCCUCAUAGACGAAAGAAAAGAACGCUACAACAAGUUUGCAGCAGCAGAAAUGCUGGAGCCUUCGACCAUGCGUAUUUUAUCUUAGUAGUCCUCAUUGCAUUUAUGCUUAUGCAUUUUUAAAUCCGAAUCGCGAGAAGUAUUGAUCAAUAGUCUUUUGUUUUGUUCAUUUGCCUUCCUUGUCUUUCGUUCCCGGUGAUGCGACAUCGAUCUCGUCUCCCUUUGUACAGGUCACCCUGGUUUUUCAACCGGGCCAACGCCGCGCUCCAUUCCUGUAUCCAGUAGGUAUCCGCCCGAAACGCGGUUCGGAGACGCACGCCCAAAGGCUCUUUCAGGCGAAUCGCAGCCUGAAAAGCUCUCGGGAGACUGGAACACACUUUACGGCAGCGACUACGGUACUAGUGCUGCUCGUGAGCUGUAUCUUCCCAUCGGAUGAAUUUAUUGCACCUGCAGUUAUGAUUCAUGUUGUACGUGUCACUUUCGCUGCGUGGACAUGGAUACAAUUGUCACCUUACUACAAACAGCUGAUCCAGUUCCUGGGACGGGUCGCGGUAGGCCUGAAAAGCCGGCUGGGGGAAGCUCACCGUUUAUCAGUCGCGCGCGCUCCUCGAGUCCGGGUGCCACGCAAGCGGGAAAGGAAGAGCACUUGGGACCUUAUGGGCGGGUGUUCGAGAUGCAAGACAUCCACGACAACACCCAAGUUUCGAGAAGUAACUUCAAGGCAGCUCCCGUUAUCGACGUAAUGAUCACUUCAUUGCUAGGUUACUAACGAAGACGAUAGAAGAGCCAUCCUAUUGCUUUACACACCGGUUCCGGUCCAUUUUUCCUUUGCUAUUGCUCAAUGGUAGAGUCGUUCAGAGUUAGGUAUGAAGCUCUCUGUUCCUCCUGAUACACAUGCCUGGUCUGCUGGGGCACCGCAUUGUUUGUCAAUGAAAUCAACAUCAGACGGCGCAGCUCGAGGGAAAAAUGAUGGAGCUGAACCAGGAGCGAACAGCACUGGAAGCCACGUUGAUGAAGUAUCCCACGAAUUCAGCGGGGCGGACGCUGACCGACCGCAAAAACAAGCAGCAAGCGGAAGCCAGGCUCCUUGACGUCGAGAAAGAGCUGUCGCUCAUCCGCGGAAAGCUUCGGUCAGCUCGAACGCUCCUUUAGUCGGCCGGGCGCUCCUGAGGUCGGAACGUUAAAGUGGUAAGUAUAGCACACUGCUCACUCAUCUCUUGGUCAUCUCAUUUCGCAACUAUCAAUAGCACACGCACACGUGAUCGCUCGCGUGCAGGUUUGGUCAAUAAUUACCAAGGAAAUAAGCCAUAUGUUUUCUAGAUUAUCGAAGAUACUGAAAUCGUACGCACUUUGUCAUAUACGCGAUUUGUCAUCAAAUGACGGGACGAACAAGAAAUAAAAAACAAGUGGGUUUUUCAGAAAGGGGAUGUCGCCGGCUGGUCUAUCGCGAAAAGCCG
Molecule: messenger RNA, 3554 nt
Organism: Amoebophrya sp. A120
Lineage: Eukaryota; Dinophyceae; Syndiniales; Amoebophryaceae
Source: the annotation of a GenBank genome assembly